UUCCGUGAAGCAUCUACCGUUGCGACGGUGGUGAUUCCGAUCACGAAUCAGGAUCGACGGACGACGCGCGGGGGCAACAUCAGCUGCAACAAGUUACAGGCAGCGCAUGGUUGGAUGGAUGGAUGGUUGUUCUUUCCGGAGACCUAUGUUCUUCGCAUGGUGAUCACUGCCUGUCUGGCAGCGCCUCCCAUCUUUCCCUUCUGAACUCACUCGCGCACGGUACGUGAGACGCAGAGUGGCUGGUCCAAUUUUGGUGUACUGUAUGUGGAUCUCACAUCCGUCCGUGCUCUGUACAGGUUGUUGAGACGGGACGUCAACAGAUGCGCAAUCCGAUCUACAAUCCUCUGAUACUUCUCGCCACGCUCCUAGCCAACAAUGGUCUUGCUACCGCACGAUUCCGAUUAGGACAUGCGCUGGGAGGGCACGGUGUGCGGGAUGACACCCAGGCGCUCACGGCGACGCCGUCGGUCGGCCAGUCCUCGACGACCUCGACCCGACUAUUUUUCUCCGCCUCGACGAUGUCUGUGCUCGCCUCGCUGCCGGCUACGUUGGCGGUAGCAGAGCCCUCGGUAUCAGUGACGUCUACGCCCUCCCUCGCAGCGACACCUGCGGGUGCAAAUAACAGCACAACCCCAGCGCCGACCUCGAGGUCCGCGCAACCGAAGCUGCUGCUGCUCGAGAUCAUUCUUCCAGUCGUUGCUGGGUGUGUGCUGCUGGGCCUGGCGCUGUUCGUCGUGUGCCGUCGCCGGCAACAGCGGGCGCAUCAGGAGAAGAUCCGAUGGGCAGGCAGCCGUCUGCCGGAAAUGGAUUCCUCGCCGACAGGGCUGUGGUCCUUCUGGGGCCCGUCCUCCUCCCCGCCCUCCUCCGCCGCCGCUGCCGCCCGUCCUCCGCCGAGCCCAGCCGUGCCCGUGCUGGCUGAGAAACCCGAUGUUAUUCCGGUGAGACCUCCGGCACCGAGGAUUGCAUUCGACUCGGGCGCUCGGAACCCCACUAUGGACGCCUUGCGCUCGGGGUGGCACGACGACGAAGACGAUCACGAGGAGCCGAAUGUGCCAGUGUCGAACCGCAGCUCGGAGGUCCCCUCGCGCUCCGAGGCGAGUGUAGUGAACAUGGCGGACCCUAUCGCGCUCGCGCCCGCCGAUGACUCUGAGUACCUGCACCCAGGAUGGGACGGGGACUCGGACAUCCAUCACCCCGAUAUGGCUGAGCGGGAGCUGGAUAUGGACAUGGACAUGCAUCUGCACCCGUACCACGCGAAUUCCUCCCCGGCUGUCGACCACGACGAGCCUGCGAUUGCGGAGUCGCGGCCGGUGACGAUGCUUCUGGAGGUCACGAGGCCUGUAGUAAGCUAGCGGGUCGUAGCGGGAGCACCAAGUAGCAUUUCAAGUAACUGUAUGUACGUAUCUUUAUUCGUCAAUGAAUCGGGAACAUGUGAUCAUGA
Mycena citricolor is the source of this 1441-nucleotide messenger RNA. NCBI's taxonomy places the organism in Eukaryota, Fungi, Basidiomycota, Agaricomycetes, Agaricales, Mycenaceae. The record is from the annotation of a GenBank genome assembly.